AUGCGGCGGCGAGGGCGUCGACGCCGACGACGACGCCGAGCCGGCGGAGGCGUCUUCGUCGACGAUCGACGACGCGACGACGACCCUCCUCUCCCCUCGCGCGCGCGUCCGCGUCCGGCUCCGCGUCGACGCUCGGCCGCCGGGACGGGACGCGACGCGCGCGAGCGCUGCGGCGGGCAUCCGCGCGCGCGACGUCGCGGCGCGCGACGCGACGACGCGCGGGCGAUACUGCGAGGCAUCGAUGCGAUGCCUCGUCAGCGUCGUCCAGUCGUCGGACCGUUCGAGAGCGGUGCUGUUGUAGUCCUUCGCUUCGUCACAAACGCGCGGCACCGGCGCCGCGACCAUGACGCGUCGCGAGUUCACGUAGUCGUAGAGCGCGGCAUGCGCCGUCUCCGCGCGGACGACCCGCCGAGAGCGGACGCGCGCGCGUCCGCCCCGGGCGCGGUCCUCCCCCUCGCGACGACGACGACCGAGAAUCUACUACUCGGCACCGUCGAUUCGAGCGCGACGACGAAGCGCGACGUCGCGGCGCGACGGUCCGAGCCCGCGCCGUCCGCGGCGGCGGCGGCGGCGUCGUCGUCGCGUCGUCACGACGCGCUCGUCGCGCUCGCGCCGCGCGGCGACGAGAACAAGAACAAGAUCUCGCGCGUGCCGCCGAACACGGUGGACGAGGCGCGCAGGAGGGACGCCGCCGAGCGCGCCGCGAGGGCGAAACACUCGCGCGACGUCGCCGCGCGCAUUCUCGCGGAGACUGAGGCGAAGAAGCGCGCGAGAGAGGACCGCGCGAGGGCGCUGUGUUCGGCGGCCGCGGCGGACGUCGCGAACGCGCGCAUCGCCGUCGCGGCGGAGGCGAGGGCGAGGGAGGACGCGGCCGUCGCGCGCGAGGCGACGGAGACGCUGUGGGCGCUGGAGGCGGACUACGCGGCGUCGGCGCGCACGACGCGAGAGCAGCUCGCGGAGGCGAGGCUCGCGCGCGCGUACGCCCGCGCGCAGAUAGAGGCGUGCGAGGGACGACGGUGCGACCUGUGCGACCGCGGCGAGCUGCACGGCGCGCGCGAGUGUGGGAUAUUGAGGAAGCGCGGCGGCGGUACAGCUGGCGGCGGCGGCGCGGAUUCGGCGGAUGCGACCUCGACCUCGAUCGCGACGUCGGCGACGUCGUCGAUCGCCGUCGACGUCGCCCCGCCGGAGAUUCUCGCGCGCGGGGCGCUCUUGAGGUGCCACGGCGACGUCGAGGUCGAGGACUGGGCGCGGUGGACGCCCCGCGAGGCGAAGAUCGCGUUCGACGAGCUCCCGCUCUCGCGCAAAGGCCUCUCAGCGUUGCCGAACCUGUCGCUCUUUCGAGGAGUGACGCGCCUCCUCGCCGCGCGCAACGCGCUCGUCUCGCUGCCGGACGACAUCGCGGACCUGAUGCCGUGUUUGACGCAUCUCGACGCGAAGCGCAACGCCAUCGCGUCCGUUCCCGCGGGCGUCGGCGCGCUGAUGUACUUGGAGACAUUGGACGUCUCAGGCGCGUUCUAUCUUACACUGGUUCCCAUACGACCCCGUCGCCGUGGUGAACGCCGUUUCUUAAGGACUUUCUCUCCCGGCGUCUCUCUCCGCCCAGCUCUCGCUUUCAAUCCCCGCCCUCGACGCCUUUCAACUCCGCUUCUGACGCCUUUGAACUCCACCCCGACGUUCGCUCGUAUGGACCCUCGACCCUCAGGGAACGCGCCGUUGACGACGUUGCCGUCGAUGCGACGCGCGACGGCGCUCGCGCGGCUCGACGCGUCGUCGUGCGCGCUGAUUUCCCUCCCGGACGACCUCGCGGAGUGCGCGGCGCUCGAGGAUCUCGUCGUGCACCGCAACCCGGACCUCGUUUCGUUGCCUCCAAACCUCGGGGCGCUUCAACCGCGCCUGCGAGGGGUGUGGGUGCGCGAGUGCGGGUUAGCGACGCUGCCGAGCGGCCUGACCGCCGCCGUCGGUCUCGCCGACCUCGACGCCGGCGCGUGCCGCCUUCGCGGUCUCCCCGACGGGCUCGGCGGGCCGGGGAACCCGCGCCUGCGGACGCUGCGCGUCGGCGAUAACGUCAUCGCGUCGCUGCCGCGUUCGCUCGCGCGCGCCGACGCAUUGGAAGUGUUGGACGUGUCAGGCAACGCGUUGACUGACGUCGACGUCGCGGCGUCGACGCGCGGCCUCGUCGAGCUGCGCGCGUCUCGCAACCCGGACCUCGCGGAGCUCCCGCGCGGGCUCGGCCGCGGCGGCGCGCUGCGGGUGCUGCACGCCGCGGCGUGCGGACUCGAGAAGCUAUCGUGCGACCUGGGGAAGCACCUCGUCGGCGACGGCGGCGGCGGCGGCGGCGGCGGCGGGCGCGGCGGCGGCGGCGUCGGCGACGCGCUCGCGUGGUCCGUCGACGUCCGCGGCAACCCGUUCCCGCCGUGGCUGCGGCGCCGCGUCGACGGUGAAGUCGACGGCGUGUACGGCGCGCUGGCCUACCUCGCCUCCGCGCACGACGAGCUCGCGUUGCUUC
This is a messenger RNA of Micromonas pusilla CCMP1545, 2506 nucleotides long. RefSeq lists its product as uncharacterized. The transcript has 2 exons. The record is from RefSeq and is a predicted model, not a curated record. The annotation marks the transcript as partial. NCBI's taxonomy places the organism in Eukaryota, Viridiplantae, Chlorophyta, Mamiellophyceae, Mamiellales, Mamiellaceae.